This is a messenger RNA of Rhagoletis zephyria (snowberry fruit fly), 1095 nucleotides long. Lineage: Eukaryota; Metazoa; Arthropoda; Insecta; Diptera; Tephritidae. The record is from RefSeq and is a predicted model, not a curated record.
AUGUUCCUCAGUCGCUCUGUUGCCAAGCUUAGUGGCUCAGUUGGCGGGCGACUGGUCAAGCCCCAGCGUCACUUUUCGCUGUCCAGCGCCAGUCAGGUGAAGAUGACCGUUCGUGACGCCCUGAACUCGGCCAUGGACGAGGAGAUGGAACGCGACGAGCGAGUGUUCAUCAUCGGCGAGGAGGUGGCCCAGUACGACGGCGCCUACAAGGUGACCAAGGGACUGUGGCGCAAGUACGGCGACCGCCGCGUCAUCGACACGCCCAUCACCGAGGCCGGCUUCACCGGCAUGUCCGUCGGCGCCGCCUUCUACGGCCUUCGACCCAUCUGCGAGUUUAUGACCUUCAACUUUGCUAUGCAGGCCAUCGACCACAUCAUCAACUCGGCGGCGAAAACCUUCUACAUGUCUGCUGGCUCGAUCAACGUGCCCAUCGUUUUUCGCGGUCCGAAUGGCGCCGCUGCCGGAGUGGCCGCCCAGCACUCGCAGUGUUUCGCCGCCUGGUACUCUCACUGUCCCGGGCUGAAGGUGCUGGCGCCCUACUCUUCGGAGGACGCCCGUGGCCUGCUGAAGGCGGCCAUUCGUGAUCCAGAUCCGGUGGUCUUCCUCGAGAAUGAAAUCCUCUACGGUGUGCCCUUUGAGGUGGGCAGUGAGGCCCUGUCCACCGACUACCUCCUGCCGAUUGGCAAGGCGAAGGUUGAACUGCCCGGCAGCCACGUCACCAUUGUCGCCUUCUCCAAGUCGGUGGGCACGGCUCUGGAGGCUGCCACCGCGCUCGCCUCUUCGGGCAUCAGCGCCGAGGUGAUCAACCUGCGAAGCAUCCGUCCGAUGGACUUUGAGACGAUUGCCCUCUCCGUCGCCAAGACCAAUCACCUGGUGACGGUGGAGAGCGGAUGGCCGCAGAGUGGCGUCGGCUCGGAGAUCUGCGCUCGUGUCAUUGAAAGUCCCGUCUUUGACUACCUCGACGCUCCGGUGAUACGAGUGACCGGCGCCGACGUGCCCAUGCCGUACGCAAAGUCGCUGGAGGCGAAUGCUCUGCCGGUGGCCGAGGACGUCGUGCUCGCUGUCAAGAAGAUGCUCAACGUCCACCUUGAUUAG